This is a messenger RNA of Corticium candelabrum, 1501 nucleotides long. RefSeq names its product phagosome assembly factor 1-like. Gene Ontology annotation, cellular component: trans-Golgi network. Gene Ontology annotation, biological process: Golgi to plasma membrane protein transport. NCBI's taxonomy places the organism in Eukaryota, Metazoa, Porifera, Homoscleromorpha, Homosclerophorida, Plakinidae. The transcript is spliced from 16 exons. The coding region runs from base 28 to 1326 and encodes 432 amino acids. The record is from RefSeq and is a predicted model, not a curated record.
UGUAGCCUAGAAAUCCUCACUCUGCUAAUGUUAGAUCUACUGGUCGUACCCGAACGUUCGCUAGGCAAUGAACAAUGGGAAAUAAUUCUCGGCAUGACUGUCUGCCAAGCAGUAAAGACUCUCAAGUCCCAGAAUCAGACGAUCAGAAGCGUACAAAUUUUAUACAACCAACAGGAGCCAUUGCUGCAAGACAUCGUUAUCGAUCUAAGCGAAAAUGGCAUUCGCUAUAAAUUCGACGCUAUAACUCAGAGACUAAAGAUUAUUGAAAUUUAUGAUUUGACAAAGGUGAAAUUGAGAUAUGGGUAUUGUAGUUUUUGUUGUGACGCUUGUUGUCUUGGUGAGCUGGUUGUGUCAAUCAGAGGGUCACAUUUCAACUUGCCAGAAAACAUACCACCAACAUACAGAAAGAUAGAGGAGUCGUUUGGAGCUACGUUUCUACAUGAGCAUGACCAAACACACCAGAGACUUGUAUUGUCAUUUCGAGGCAUCUCGUUUAUGUUUCCUACUGAUGCCAACUACAAGAGUUUAGAGAGUCGCAAACUUGCUGACUUGGACAUUUCACCAGAGAUUUUGUCACUCAUCGUGUCUCGUAUAUUUAUCUACAGUGGAAGCAAGUUCAACAGUAGCAGCGCUCCUGAUCUUCCAAUCAGUUGCUACGACGGUCAUACGUAUGCAGCGGAAGUGUUGGUUGUGAGAAACAGUGGAAAGGUCAAAGGACUCCGAUUCAAUCUGUCAUUAGAAGUUGCUGUUGCUCGAGGUAGCUCUGAAUUAAGCCAAGAGUUUAGAGAGGAGUUUGUGCCAUUUGGAAGUUCGUGUGAGGAUGUCAUUAGAAUGUUAGGCACUCCAUGUAAAGUCUUCUCUAAAGAUGAAGACAAGAUGGUAAUUCAUGAUCCCUCACCUCACAAGCUACAACAUUCUUACUACUCUGAUUAUUUUUUCAACUACUUCACAUUGGGAGUGGACGUAUUAUUUGAUGCUGAGUCACAUACUGCAAAGAAAUUUGUUCUUCAUACCAAUGUGCCAGGACAUUAUGACUUUGAAAUAUAUCAUAGAUGUAACUUUAUAAUUAAAUUGAAGGCUCCUCUCAAUGACACAGCUGAUCUUCUGGGGGAUGAUGAAAUGGAAGUGACGCCAUCAGUGAAGUGGAAUAUUAUUCAAACGUUUCUAAACAUGCCAGAUGUCCGUCCAGUUGUGCUUAACAGACCUUCAUCAACAAAUACAAUCAAUCCUUUUGGCCCUACGUUUUGUUAUGUUGUUGAAGACAUCAUAUUUGAAGUUAUGGCUAAUGGUUAUAUAGCAUCCAUCACGUUAUUUCAAUCUGACUGAUGACUGAGUGUCACACGUUCGUAUGUACAGCAGAGGCUGCAUCUCUGAUCACGUCUAAGUUAUUGACUAUAUGUACACAUUCAAUGGACUGUUUGAGUAUUUCUUGCUGUAUGUUGCUAAUUCUAUGUACACAUGUUGAUUGAUAUUAAUUGGAUUAUGGCUCCAACUGCUGAAA